CAGGUUCAUGGGGCAACUUAGUGACAAUCAUUGCUAUUUUCUGGUUCUCAGGAUGUUAAUUCUAAAUGGUACUUGCCUUGAUAAAGAAUGAUUUCAGUGGAGAAGUAAUUAGUUUACAAAGGAGAGUUCUCAGCAUGUGGAUAUAGGUUAAACUGAGUCCUCAUGGUGUUUUACAGUACAUUUUUAUACCUGAAAUUUCUGGUAGUGUGGGCACUUGUCCUCCUGGCAGAUUUUGUCCUGGAGUUCAGAUUUGAAUACCUGUGGCCGUUUUGGCUUUUCAUCAGAAGCGUCUAUGAUUCCUUCAGAUACCAGGGACUGGCCUUCUCAGUGUUUUUUGUUUGUGUAGCAUUCACGUCAAAUAUCAUAUGUCUGCUGUUCAUCCCCAUACAAUGGCUUUUUUUUGCUGCUAGCACAUAUGUAUGGGUUCAGUACGUAUGGCACACAGAAAGAGGAGUGUGUUUGCCCACAGUGUCCCUCUGGAUACUCUUUGUUUAUAUUGAAGCAGCAAUUAGAUUUAAAGAUCUCAAAAAUUUUCAUGUAGACCUUUGUCGUCCAUUUGCUGCUCACUGUAUUGGGUACCCUGUGGUGACUUUGGGCUUUGGCUUCAAAAGUUAUGUAAGCUACAAAAUGCGGUUAAGGAAGCAAAAGGAAGUACAAAAAGAGAACGAAUUUUACAUGCAGCUUCUUCAACAAGCCCUACCCCCAGAGCAGCAGAUGUUACAGAAGCAAGACAAAGAGUCUGAGGAAGCUGCCAAAGGAUUACCUGAUAUGGACUCCUCCAUCCUUAUACACCACAACGGAGGCAUCCCAGCCAACAAAAAACUCUCCACAACUUUGCCAGAGAUAGAAUACCGAGAAAAAGGGAAAGAAAAGGACAAGGAUGCCAAAAAACACAACCUUGGAAUAAAUAACAACAAUAUUCUACAACCUGUAGACUCUAAAAUACAAGAAAUUGAGUAUAUGGAAAAUCAUAUCAACAGUAAAAGGUUAAAUAAUGAUCUUGUGGGAAGUACAGAAAACCUCUUGAAAGAGGACUCAUGCACUGCUUCCUCAAAAAAUUACAAAAAUGCCAGUGGAGUUGUGAACUCCUCACCUCGAAGUCACAGCGCCACAAAUGGGAGCAUUCCUUCUUCAUCUAGUAAAAAUGAGAAGAAGCAGAAAUGCAGUAGCAAGAGCCCAACUACACACAAAGACUUAAUGGAAAACUGUAUUCCUAAUAACCAGCUAAGCAAACCAGAUGCACUGGUAAGUGUCUAUGGCUGCCUUUGCACGACAGUGAUGGAGUUGAGUAGCUGUAAUGGCUUACAAAGCCGAAGGCUGGAACAAGACAUUAAAAAAUUAAAGGCUGACCUGCAGGCCAGCAGGCAAGUGGAACAAGAGCUCCGCAGUCAGAUCAGCUCCCUCUCGAGCACGGAGCGAGGGAUCCGCUCAGAAAUGGGCCAGCUUCGGCAGGAGAAUGAGCUGCUGCAGAACAAGUUACAUAAUGCUGUGCAAGUGAAGCAAAAAGACAAACAGAAUAUCAGCCAGUUGGAAAAAAAGCUAAAAGCUGAGCAGGAAGCCCGAAGCUUUGUAGAAAAGCAGUUAAUGGAAGAGAAAAAGAGGAAGAAGUUAGAAGAAGCUACUGCUGCCCGGGCUGUUGCAUUCGCUGCUGCGUCCAGGGGAGAGUGCACCGAAACCUUACGGAAUCGGAUCAGAGAAUUGGAGGCAGAGGGCAAGAAGCUCACAAUGGACAUGAAGGUGAAAGAAGACCAGCUCAGAGAACUAGAACUGAAAGUCCAGGAGCUUCGGAAGUAUAAGGAAAAUGAGAAGGACACUGAGGUGUUAAUGUCAGCUCUCUCAGCCAUGCAAGAUAAAACACAGCACCUGGAGAACAGCCUGAGCGCAGAAACGAGGAUCAAGCUCGACCUGUUCUCCGCACUGGGGGACGCAAAGCGGCAGCUCGAGAUUGCCCAAGGACAAAUUCUUCAGAAAGACCAGGAAAUCAAGGACCUAAAACAGAAGAUAGCCGAAGUCAUGGCCGUCAUGCCCAGCAUAACGUACAGUGCCGCCACCAGCCCCCUGAGCCCGGUUUCCCCCCACUACUCUUCCAAAUUUGUGGAGACCAGCCCCUCUGGACUCGACCCCAACGCCUCUGUUUACCAGCCCAUGAAGAAGUGAAGACCAGCUGUGUUUCACCCAACAAUGUGGUUACCAGAAGGCAUUGCGAAGAAGCAUCUCUGGCAGUCAAGAUAACAAAAAGUUUAUAUUGUAUUUUGUGGGACUGUAUAUGUUGUCAUUUUUAAAAAGGGGGGAAGAUAACUCCACAUCUGAUUAGAGCUGCCCAUCAGUUUUUCUUGUAAAUUUUUAGAAGACCUCACAGAACUUUGCAGUUUAUUUUUCUCGGCCAAUGCAUUAAAACCAUUCUUGGAUUUCAAGUAGCCAAUUUUGCCUUUUAUGUAAUCUUACAGUUUCCUCUUGAAGAAAGAAAAAAAAGGGGGGUUUUGCUUCUCAAUCCUCUAUUUUUGUUUUGUUUCGUUCCAAAAUAAGCAAAACCUGCACAUUGGAUCCAUGUGGGGUGAUAAUGAAAACUUUGUUUUUAAGAGUGAAGGAGUUAAAUAACCUAACACAGUUUUGAUUGUAUAGUUGAAUUCAAGAAGGUGAUUCUUAAUAUUACAGAAAACAACAUUUGAUUACCCCUCUAAGGACCAAACAAAUUGAAAGAGUGUCAUUUAAGCUGAGGGGAGAGACUCAGGCAAUGAGACUAGAUGUGUUUGAAAUGUUUCUAUUCCCAUCAGUGUGUUUAGACCUAGAAAAUUGCUAGCGGCAGUCUUGUUCACAGUGCCUUGGGAAAAGACAUUUCAAGAGGAAACUUGAUGAUUUUAGACUAUUUUCCCCCUUCGUCAUCAUCUAUCUUCUAUCUGUAUCGAGCUCACUGCGGAUCCUGCUGUAAAACUGGUGGGUAGCUGGGCUGUUCGUUACCACCACGACCAGCACUUCCUUUCCUGUCAUAGAAAGCUCCACAGUGUUCUGGAUUUGUCUAAAAUCCAGCACCUUGGGAAGGUGAGCUGGGUGGUGUUUGUGUACGUGAGGCUGCAAUGACAGCUAAUAAAAGCUGCAGUUCUAGGUUCUUCUGUUUUUGUUUUGUUUCGUUUUCAUUUCAUUUCACUUAACUGUGCUUUUCACUCUUCAUCAUCUUAUGUUUGAUGAUUUAAAACAAACUUGACUAUUCCUCAGCUCUUGUGAUUAGGAGGGUUUUUUUUUGUUUUGUUUUGUUUUGUUUAAAAAAUUCUAAACUCAAAACUCUGCACAAAGAUUUCAGUUUCAAGUGUAUAUUAUACAUUGAUAGAAAAGUGUUUGCACUGGCAAUUUUUGGAAGUGUUUAAGAAGCGGGGGGGGGGGGGGGGAGGGACUGGGAGAGGGAGGGGCAAAGCAAAAUUGUAUUUGGAAACUAGGAAAAUUAAGAAACCAAAUAGAUUGGUUUUGCUUCCUUGCCAUGGAUUCUGGAAGGACAUAGUUCUUCUAAAAUUUCCUGUUAAUUGGCAUGUACGUCUCAUUUAAAGAAAAUUAAGUAGGACAAGCAAGUCAGCAAAAUAGAAGUAUUAAAAAGAAUCAUCCUUUUAAACACAGAUCUUAUUUUGGGAUUUAAAAAAAACUUCUAGCUUUAGCCAGGUGUGCAUGUUGCUGCCAUUUUGCAUUUUUGAAUCAUCUUGUGUAAUUGUCACCAUGAAAGUGUUACUCAGAAUUGUCAUAGAUUUUUUUCAUCUUUGUGCAAAAACAUGGAAAAUUGUCACUGACUUUGUGUUGAGGUUUCCCCCAUUUUGCUGCCUUUUGGGACACUAUUUUCGUUAAAUACUUGGUCUUGGCUGCAUUUUUUUUUUUUUCCUGUGGGGUUCAAAAGAAUAAACAUUUUCUUACAGAUAAA
Molecule: messenger RNA, 3901 nt
Organism: Myotis brandtii (Brandt's bat)
Lineage: Eukaryota; Metazoa; Chordata; Mammalia; Chiroptera; Vespertilionidae
Gene: MACO1
Product: transmembrane protein 57
Exons: 12
Coding region: 163-2157 (664 amino acids)
Biological process (GO): neuronal signal transduction
Cellular component (GO): rough endoplasmic reticulum membrane
Source: RefSeq, a predicted model, not a curated record